This is a messenger RNA of Durio zibethinus, 366 nucleotides long. The record is from RefSeq and is a predicted model, not a curated record. Lineage: Eukaryota; Viridiplantae; Streptophyta; Magnoliopsida; Malvales; Malvaceae.
AUGGACUUUUCAAACAACCUAUUCGGUGGACAAAUUCCUGAGGAACUUGGAGAACUUAUUUCGCUGCAAAUGCUCAUCUUCUCUCACAACAACUUCACUGGUCCUAUUCCACCAUCUUUAGGACCUAAGGUAGCACUUGAAUCGUUGGAUCCCUCAUCAAAUAAGCUUGGUGGCAGAAUUCCUUCCCAAUUGACGAAUCUGACAUUCCUUGCAGUGUUAAACCUUUCAGAAAAUAAUCUCAUCGGACCAAUUCCCCAUGGGAAUCAAUUUGAUACGUUUGAUAAUGAUUCCUACAGUGGUAACUUGGGAUUGUGUGGCUUACCAUUGUCAAAGCAAUGCGAUAAACGGGAGGACGGAAUCUAUUAG